GUUAAUCGGCUGCAUGUAUUUCCUUUACGGAAAUUAGGUCGAAAACAAAAUCUAGUUUUAGCAAUAUCGUUCAGUGAUGAUGAAGCAACAGUAGAAAAGUAGUUUAGACAGACGAUAAGAAUAGCUGUAAAAAAAACAAAAUGAAUGUGGAAUUUGCAACAGAACCUACGCACGUGUUAUCAAAAAUUAAGGCUGAGCGCCAACAAAGCAAAUUCAUGAACUGUUUUAAGAAUGUUUUGUGCUGUCGUGGAGAUGAGAAAGAAGACAAACGAAAUGCGUUGAUGAAGAAGGCAGGAGGCUAUCGCGUAGAUUACCGGGGUCUUAGCGAAUACAGACAGAGGUACUUUGCAGAUAUUUACAUCUCUCUCGUUGAUCUACCAUGGCGGUAUGCGGUAGCUGUGCUUUUCAACGUUUUCCUUGUCUGCUACUUGAUAUUCGCCUUCCUGUGGUGGUGGAUGGCUUACAACAAUGGCGAUUUCGACAACAUUGGCAACCCUCACCACGAGCCGUGUCUGAUGGGCAUCGAUUCCUUCCCAGCCGCUCUUCUCUUCUCCAUAGAAACGCAGACGACCAUCGGGUACGGAUUCGCGUACCCAAACGCGGAGUGCGUGGGGAGUCUUCCCCUCAUCUAUCUCCAAGUCACCAUAGGCUUCUUCUUAGAGACUCUGCUUCUCGGGUUCAUCUUUGUCAAGUUGGCUCGACCGAAGUACCGCGCCAACACUAUCAUGUUCAGCAAGCAGGCCAUCAUCUGCAAAGAAGAUGGCGGGCUGUGCUUGCAGGUGCGUAUUGGCGACCUCAGAAAGAGUCAUCUCGUGGACGCUCACAUCACGGCGAUGCUAAUCCGGAGGCACAGGACCGAAGAAGGAUACACAUAUCCUUUGUAUCAGCAUGAACUAGAAUUUGAAGCCAAUGGAAUGGGUGAUAGGAUCUUCCUGCUUUGGCCGUUGAUUCUGACCCACAGGAUCACGGAGGAGAGUCCUCUCUGGGACGUGAAACCAGCGGACAUGUGUUCUGAGAACUACGAGAUCCUCGUCUUCUUGGAGGGAACUGUAGAAGCCACUGGCGAGUGUUGCCAGGCCCGGACAUCGUACACGCCGAAGGAAAUCCUCUGGGGACACAGGUUCGAGAGGGUGGAGGAGUAUGAUAUUGGACUAAGGCGCUGGCAUAUUGAUUUCUCGGGCUUCAAUGAUGUCAUUUAUUGCCAGAAUUUACGCCACAGUGGCCUGGAACUAUCAAAGUUGGAAAACGGUGAGACGGAACCUGACAAUCCCGACAAAGUUCGAGCUGAAGCGAAAAUUAGGCAGGCAUUGACGCCAAACCCGAGAUAUGACCUGCAUUUUAAUCAGUCUGCUGAAGAGGGAGCCACGACCACCCAUCGUCUGCCAGACAGCACGAGCGGAGCUGCACUUUUAGCAAACGAGGAAACAGAGGAGGAGGUCUAGAUACGAGGCUAUGUCAUGAAGAGCAUGAAGAGAUUAUAACUGGAUUUUGCCGACGCGGAUAUCUGAAGAUAGUAACCAAACCCUAGAUAUCUGAAGAUAGUAACCAAACCCUAGAUAUCUGAAGAUAGUAACCAAACCCUAGAUAUCUGAAGAUAGUAACCAAACCCUAGAUAGCUAAAAGCAAUCAUGAUUUUAUGCACGAUUUUUGGAGCCGGUAUUCGAACACGAAACCAGUACACUGUCAUCUUCCUAUCCCCUCCCCCCCCCCCCCCCCCUCGCUCCCUCCCUAGCCUUAAGUCAGGUGGUUUACCCAAUGUGUCUGCCACUACAUAUUUAACGUAUUCUUAUACAGGAUGUCAGUAUUAUGCAAUAUUCAUUACUCACUUUCUUCAAACAACUCAUCUGUUAUGUCUAUCAAUGUGCAUUAGUAUAUACUCAACAACGAAAGUUUAGCAAAUAUUUCUUAUGACGUCUAAAUGUGCCAUGGUUGAAUAAACUUAAAAGAAAACCAGGUCCUCCUGUUGUGUUAAGGCAAAGGUUGAUGAGUUUAUGUUGUUUGUAAAUGGUAAACAUUUCAGAAUACUAAUUAAUAAAAAUAGGUUAAUUUAUAAAUGCUAUGCCAUUUCUUUUAACAUUAGCUAAACUUUCGUUGUUGAGUAUAUAUGUGGCGGUGGAUUUAGACCUUCUUUUGCUGGCGAAUUACAUUUUACCAUCUUGGCCUAUCGCGUAUUUUACUACCAAUAUUCCAGUCAGCACACGGUUUGCGUCAUUCCCUUUCCUUGUACCGCCCUCCUUUUUUACAAAACACUACAUCCAUGUUAAUUAUUAAAAAAUAAAUAUUACUUUUAAUUAAGUAGGAUGAUUCUAAAUUGUUCAGUAAAUAGGUUAAGUUUGGUUUGUUAAUAUGUAUGAUGUGUUAAAUGUAUGAAAUAUUAUGAAUAAAGCCAAUUAACAGAU
Messenger RNA from Gigantopelta aegis, 2399 nucleotides. RefSeq names its product G protein-activated inward rectifier potassium channel 4-like. The coding region runs from base 141 to 1442 and encodes 433 amino acids. NCBI's taxonomy places the organism in Eukaryota, Metazoa, Mollusca, Gastropoda, Neomphalida, Peltospiridae. The record is from RefSeq and is a predicted model, not a curated record. Gene Ontology annotation, molecular function: inward rectifier potassium channel activity. The transcript has 2 exons. Gene Ontology annotation, biological process: potassium ion import across plasma membrane; regulation of monoatomic ion transmembrane transport. Gene Ontology annotation, cellular component: plasma membrane.